Amborella trichopoda is the source of this 2265-nucleotide messenger RNA. It is a transcript of the gene STN7, whose product is annotated as Serine/Threonine kinase domain protein. Gene Ontology annotation, biological process: protein phosphorylation. Gene Ontology annotation, molecular function: ATP binding; protein kinase activity. The record is from RefSeq and is a predicted model, not a curated record. Lineage: Eukaryota; Viridiplantae; Streptophyta; Magnoliopsida; Amborellales; Amborellaceae.
CAAAUAAUAAAUUUAAAAUAUUAACCAAACUUCAGAGAGUGUGAGGAGAGAGAGAGAGAGACGUUCAUUACUCAUUCACUGAAAUCCAAAUUUCUAACUCAAAACCACAACCAGAUCACAAAACUGAAUGCAAACCGGCACUGGUUGUGCCUCACAGGCUUCUCUCGAAACUCAGAAGGUCUCUCUGUGUAAUGAAGAGAUGGGAUUUCAGUAAGAAGUGGUGAAUUUAGAGAGAGAAAAUUGGCGUCAUGGCCGCAGUUGCAGAGGGUCUUCUGUGCUUACCUAGGUUAAGAGCAGCAGGGGGUUCAAAGAAAUAUGGACCUUCAGAGAACCCGCGGCUUUUGGGGAGAAAGCCAUGGUUAGAGAGAGAAAGAGAAGAUUGUCGGGGGAGAAAAGGAAAAAGAAGACUUGGGGUCCGUGCAGGGUGGGGAGAGAUGGUGCAAAACCUGGUUUUGGGUGUUGGGGUGGGGCUUCCUUGCACUGUAAUGGAGUGUGGAGACAUAAUAUACAGAAGCACUCUUCCUCGAUCUAAUGGCCUUAACGUUACAGCUCCUGGUGUUGCUCUGGCUCUUGGUGCCAUCUCUUAUCUUUGGGCGACUCCUGGUGUGGCCCCUGGCUUCUUCGACAUGUUUGUUCUUGCAUUCGUUGAAAGACUAUUUCGCCCAACUUAUAGAAAGGAUGAUUUUGUUCUGGGUAAGAAGCUGGGAGAGGGGGCAUUUGGGGUGGUUUACAAAGUUUCCCCAGCUAAGAAGGGUCCUGGAAUGCGAGAGAAAAUUGUAGAGAAGAAGGCUUUGUGGGAGAUUACGUCUCUAUUCUCUCAAGAUGGUGAUUUGGUGUUAAAGAAGGCUACUGAGUAUGGUGCUGUGGAGAUCUGGAUGAAUGAACGUGUGAGGAGAGCUUGUGCGAAUAGCUGUGCAGAUUUUGUGUAUGGUUUUCUUGAGAGCUCCUCGAAAGGAAAAGGCGGUGCCUAUUGGCUUAUAUGGCGCUAUGAAGGGGAGGCUACCCUUGCAGACCUGAUGCUGAGUAAAGAGUUUCCAUACAAUGUGGAGAGGAUGAUUCUUGGGGAGGAUCAAGGCUUGGAGAAAGGAUUGGAGAGGGAAAACAAGAUCAUUCAAACAAUAAUAGGACAAGUUUUAUUUGCUUUGGAUGGUCUCCAUUCAACUGGAAUUGUCCAUAGGGACAUUAAACCCCAAAAUAUUAUUUUCUCAGAAGAGGAUCGUAUUUUCAAAAUCAUUGAUCUUGGGGCUGCGGCUGAUUUGCGAGUUGGCAUUAAUUACAUUCCAAAGGAGUUUCUAUUGGAUCCAAGGUAUGCGGCACCAGAGCAGUAUAUCAUGAGCACUCAGACACCGUCUGCACCCUCAGCUCCAGUGGCAACUGCCCUUUCUCCAGUUCUUUGGCAGGUCGACUCCUUAAAAACAUUCACAAGCCUUCUGUUUACAUGCAAUAUAAGUGGUAAAUUAGAGCUGAACUUACCGGAUAGAUUCGAUAUUUACAGCACAGGGCUCAUAUUCUUACAGAUGGCAUUCCCAUCAUUACGAACAGACAGUAGCCUCAUACAAUUUAACCGUCAGCUUAAGCGGUGUGGAUAUGACUUGGUUGAGUGGAGAAAAACCAUGGAGCCUCGAGCUAGCCCAGAGCUUCGUAGGGGCUUUGAAUUGUUGGAUUUAGAUGGAGGAAUAGGGUGGGAGCUCCUUUUAUCUAUGGUUCGAUACAAAGCCCGACGGAGAACAAGUGCCAAAGCUGCUUUGGCCCAUCCUUACUUUGAUAGAGAGGGCCUUCAGCGUCUCUCCUUCAUGCAGAACUUGAGAUUGCAACUCUUCCGUGCUACUCAGCAGGAUUACAGCGAGGCCGCUACAUGGGUGAUUGGGCUCAUGGCAAAGUCUGGCACCAAGAAGGAAGGCGGCUUCACUGAAGCUCAACUUCUCGAGCUCAGGGAAUUGCAGCCCAAAAAGAAGGCGAACGUUCAACGCAAUGUUUUGGCCUCUCUGUUGAAGCUCCAGAGGAAAAUCGUGAGGACGAUCAACGAGAGCAUGGACGAGUUGAAUCAAAGGAGAAAGAGCUUCUGGUGGAGCAGGUGGAUUCCAAGGGAGGAGUAAGUGGUGGAGAGAAUUUUGUUUAUUUCUCAUGUAGCAUAUGUCAAGCUAUAUUUGUAAAUAUCAUCAAAUGACCCCACACUAUUGCAUUUAACAAAGAACUGAAGGAUGUAAAAUUGUAAAUUCUUUAAUUUGGGCAUCAAAAUCAUGUUACGUGAUGUAUUUUACCUGA